Orycteropus afer afer is the source of this 441-nucleotide messenger RNA. It is a transcript of the gene RANGRF, whose product is annotated as RAN guanine nucleotide release factor. Gene Ontology annotation, biological process: regulation of membrane depolarization; regulation of sodium ion transmembrane transporter activity; protein import into nucleus. The record is from RefSeq and is a predicted model, not a curated record. NCBI's taxonomy places the organism in Eukaryota, Metazoa, Chordata, Mammalia, Tubulidentata, Orycteropodidae. Gene Ontology annotation, molecular function: sodium channel regulator activity; guanyl-nucleotide exchange factor activity; transmembrane transporter binding. Gene Ontology annotation, cellular component: nucleus.
AUGGAGCCCACGAGAAACUAUCCACUGUUCGGGGGUGCCUUCUCCGCCAUUCUCCCCCCCGGGGCGAUUGAUGUAAGUGACCUCCGACCGGUCCCAGACAAUCAGGAAGUUUUCUGCCAUCACACGACGGACCAGAGUUUGAUCGUGGAACUUUUGGAGCUGCAGGCCCACGUGCUGGGCGAAGAGGCUGCGCGGUACCACUUUGAGGACGUUGGCGGGGUGCAGGGUGCUAGGGCUGUGCGAGUGGAGGCUGUGCGGCCCCUUCCUUUGGAGAACCUGGCCUUGGGGGGCUGCUGUCAAGAGGCCUGGGCCCUCGCUGGCAAGCAGCAGAUAGCUAAGGAAAACCAGCAGGUAGCAAAGGAGGUAACAGUACACCAAGCCUUGCUGCGGCUGACCCAGUACCAGACUGAUGUCCUGCUCACCUUCAAUCAGCCCCCGUAA